Tachysurus fulvidraco (yellow catfish) is the source of this 2773-nucleotide messenger RNA. It is a transcript of the gene cnga3a, whose product is annotated as cyclic nucleotide gated channel subunit alpha 3a. Gene Ontology annotation, biological process: monoatomic cation transmembrane transport. Gene Ontology annotation, cellular component: intracellular cyclic nucleotide activated cation channel complex; plasma membrane. The transcript has 7 exons. Gene Ontology annotation, molecular function: intracellularly cAMP-activated cation channel activity; intracellularly cGMP-activated cation channel activity; protein-containing complex binding. The record is from RefSeq and is a predicted model, not a curated record. The coding region runs from base 360 to 2357 and encodes 665 amino acids. Lineage: Eukaryota; Metazoa; Chordata; Actinopteri; Siluriformes; Bagridae.
UGAAUAUUAAUGAGAUAGCUGACUUGACCACGCCCUCUCUAUAAAAGACAAGGUCCCGCCCCAUUAGGCUGUCAGUCUGUCAGUCAGAGUCUCACAGAUGAACUUAAUGUCGGAUUGUAGCUAUGACUUAUAUGUAAGAGAGACAAAAGCGGAUUAUGGCUGAACCUCAGAGUGGAGUUUAUUUACGGAGACCUGUGAUGUGUUGAUGCCCCUGUGACAGGAGCCGUGGGCAGGAGAUGAGGGAGCAGCAGCUCUGCUAACGGAUAACUAAUGUGUUCCUGAGGAAACUUUACUGCUCAGUAGGAAACUUGUGUUUUAAACUGAAUGUUCUACCAGGAUCUAGAGUAAAUAGAAGAGCUAUGGCGAAGAUCUGCACCGAGCGCUCGUACCCGUCUCAUCGCCGGCUCUCCGCCCGGGCCUCCAACGAUGAGCUGGACCUAAUGGAUAACGGCGCCAGCAGGACACACUCCUUAUGUGACGACACCCUCUCUGACAUGAACAGGGACGUGUCUGCUCAGCUACAGGGGUCUCGCAGGAGUUCCUUCACAGGGGCAGGGGCCAUGGCACGGCUGUCCCACUUCCUGUAUAUGCUGAGGAACUGGGCGUCUCACAGGCUGCAGCCCGAGGUCGAGCGCCCCGACUCCUUUUUGGAGCGAUUCCGGGGUCCCGAGCUCAAAGACCUCUCCAGCCGCGGGAGCAACGCCCGCUCCUCGUUAGGUCACCCCGAGCGGCCGCACAAGAGGAAGAAAAAGCCAUGGGUCAUGGAUCCAGCCACGGACAUGUACUAUCGCUGGCUGGUGAUAAUAGCGGGGCCGGUGUUCUACAACCUGAUGAUGCUCAUAACAAGAGCAUGUUUCAAUGAGCUUCAGGACUCGUACAUGACUCUGUGGAUGGUCCUGGACUACUCGUCAGAUUUACUCUACUACGUGGACACGUUUGUGAGAUCGAGGACAGGUUUCCUAGAGCAAGGACUUCUAGUGAAAGACAGCAAGAAGUUAAUGGAGAAUUACAGAAAAAUGCCACAGUUUAAAUACGACAUCUUCUCUAUGCUCCCGACCGACAUUUUCAUGAUCAAGGUGGGAUACAACAACCCCGAACUACGCUUCAACCGCCUCUUUAAAAUGGCACGUCUCUUCGAGUUCUUCGAUCGGACCGAGACCAGAACUAACUAUCCUAAUAUCUUCCGUAUCAGCAACCUCGUCCUCUACAUCUUGAUCAUCAUCCACUGGAACGCCUGCAUCUUUUUCGCCAUUUCCAAAACCAUCGGCUUCGGGACGGACACGUGGGUGUAUCCGAACAUCAGCCAUCCGGAAUACGGCCGUCUGGCUCGGAAAUACAUCUACUGUCUGUACUGGUCCACGCUUACCCUUACCACCAUUGGAGAAACCCCGCCCCCUGUCAAAGAUGUUGAAUACCUGUUCGUGGUCACCGACUUCCUCAUCGGCGUACUGAUCUUCGCUACGAUCGUCGGUAACGUGGGUGCGAUGAUCUCCAACAUGAACGCGUCACGCGCCGAUUUCCAAGCCAAGAUCGACUCCAUUAAGCAGUACAUGCAAUUCCGAAAGGUCAGCAAAGAUCUAGAGGCGAGAGUCAUCAAGUGGUUUGAUUACCUCUGGACGGAAAAGAAAACCUGCGACGAGAGGGCGGUGUUGAAGAACCUUCCGGACAAGCUUAAAGCAGAGAUAGCCAUUAACGUCCAUCUAGACACACUGAAGAAAGUGCGCAUCUUCCAGGAUUGUGAAGCUGGACUGCUUAUUGAACUGGUCCUAAAACUUCAGCCUCAAGUCUUCAGCCCUGGAGAUUACAUCUGCAAGAAGGGUGACAUCGGACGAGAGAUGUACAUCAUCAAAGAAGGAAAGCUCGCCGUGGUGGCAGACGACGGCGUCACGCAGUUUGUCGUGCUCAGCGACGGCGCGUACUUCGGUGAAAUCAGCAUCCUCGGGAUCAAAGGAAGCAAAGCCGGGAACAGGAGAACUGCAAACAUCCGCAGCGUAGGCUACUCGGACCUCUUCGCCCUCUCCAAAGACGACCUGAUGGAGGCGCUGACCGAGUACCCGGAAGCCAAAAAGGCACUGGAGGAGAAGGGGAAGGCCAUCUUGAGGAAGGACAACCUCCUGGACGAGGCGGCGGCCGGCGCCGGGGCCGACCCCAAAGAUCUGGAGGAGAAGAUCUCACGAUUGGAGAGCAACCUCGAUGUAAUGACCAUCAAGUUCGCCAGACUGCUAGCAGAAUACACGUCCUACCAGAGCAGGAUCAAACAGAGGCUCACCAACAUGGAGAACAAAGUGAAGACACUGAGGGAGGAAGAUCUCUCUGAGGUGGUCACCGACAAGAAGGAGGAGGAGAAGAAAAAAUAAGCGACACUUCCGGGCGUCUUUAUUCGAAGAUUUGUUUAUACAUUUUUUGUAUACAAGCGUUUUCAGUUUUAUUUCUCUGUACAGACUCUAGCUCUUUAAAGCUUUUCCAAAUUGUACAGCGCCGUAGAUUAGAUUCCUCCUUCGAUACGUCCAGCGUGUGAACUUUAUACAACCUGAACAACCUUCUCGUAACUUCUUUAAAGUCGCGCUCCGGUGUGUUUCAGUCUCGGACUCACACGGUUACUCCAAAUAAACUCUUCGCUACGAUGUGAGACGAAGCACCGACACUGGAGACUCCUUCCAUAAACAGAUCCAGAGUCCAGCAGCACUGUGGUGUAAAUACGAUGCUUCUAACCUGGACUAUAAGAUGUAAGAGUUAAACUCCUUUGUAUAGAAAUAAACUGAGGUUCAUUUUA